This is a messenger RNA of Suillus paluster, 776 nucleotides long. RefSeq lists its product as uncharacterized. The coding region runs from base 121 to 735 and encodes 204 amino acids. NCBI's taxonomy places the organism in Eukaryota, Fungi, Basidiomycota, Agaricomycetes, Boletales, Suillaceae. The transcript has 4 exons. The record is from RefSeq and is a predicted model, not a curated record.
AAGUUCACCUUCAGCCGAGUUGGAUGACAUGCCAAGUAAAAACUUCUUGAAGAGGACUUAGCAUCAUGGCAUGUUAGUAUCUGGGCCUUGAAAGAAUGAAGAUAGUUGCUCCUUCUUUUAAUGGUAUAUCGCGAUUGUACCCCAGCAGCACUUUUGGACUUGACGAAGACGACAGCAACGGUGAGGUUGCAAAUCUUUCGACCAGCACUGACUUCUUUUCACGACCGUCUCCGAUUCCAAUACCACCUUGUACAAUGUCGAGAGUGUCAAACGCGACCCAUCACCUCCUAUGCACAGAUUCACACCCACAAUGUGUGUGCUGUAAAACUCAUAGGGUGUUGUAGAGCAACAGGCGAUACGACACUAAACGUCAGGCUGCUUAUGUUUCGAUACAUGCGGACGCCAAUCGCCGAUAUAUUAAUACCACCUCGCCAAAUAGUCAUCCUGCUUCUAUUCGUUGUUCCCCACGCCCGAAAGUUCAUGAACGUUCAUGCAUGUACCACGCGAGUUCCAGCAAUGCUUGGCUUAGCCAUUCAACAUCAUGAGACGGCAAUCACAAUGCGCAUGCACCUCCCGUUCAUUUUCUCGCUCUUGCUGAGGGGAAUUUACUCGCUGAGUUAUUGGGGGCAUUCUAGCGAGCGAGAAUCGAGAAGACCUACAGGCUGGCACUCACACGGGUGUGGGUUACUGGACCAUUUUGUAUUGAAUGACUUAACGCCCGCGGAACAUAUUUAGGCAGAUAAUAGAAAUGGGGUUUCUUUCUCGUAAGUAAGCGG